Molecule: messenger RNA, 746 nt
Organism: Anarrhichthys ocellatus (wolf-eel)
Lineage: Eukaryota; Metazoa; Chordata; Actinopteri; Perciformes; Anarhichadidae
Gene: snrpd1
Product: small nuclear ribonucleoprotein D1 polypeptide
Exons: 4
Coding region: 123-482 (119 amino acids)
Biological process (GO): RNA processing; spliceosomal snRNP assembly
Molecular function (GO): RNA binding
Source: RefSeq, a predicted model, not a curated record
UUGAUGACGUAUAAUCAGCGCGACUCUAAACGUAAAGCUUACAACAGCGGCCUGUGUUUUCACUCGACCGUUGUAAUUUUUUGUCUCUUGUGGAGGAUUUCUCUCUACAGUCCAUCACCAUCAUGAAACUAGUCAGGUUUUUGAUGAAACUCAGCCAUGAGACGGUUACCAUUGAACUGAAGAAUGGCACCCAGGUCCACGGCACCAUCACAGGUGUUGAUGUGAGCAUGAACACCCACCUGAAGGCGGUGAAAAUGACCCUGAAGAACCGGGAGCCCACUCAGCUGGAGUCACUGAGUAUUCGUGGCAACAAUAUUCGCUACUUUAUCCUCCCCGACAGCCUCCCGCUGGACACCUUGCUGGUUGACAUCGAGCCAAAGGUCAAGUCCAAGAAGAGAGAAGCAGUGGCUGGACGGGGACGAGGCAGAGGACGAGGCCGCGGCAGAGGAAGGGGACGAGGUCGGGGCGGCCCGAGGAGAUGAUCACCAGGCUCUGUUUUUUGACCACCAACCCACUGUUUGUACAGGAUUUUUUUUCUCAGAAGAAACAUUUUGUGAAUUUCCAUGUUUUUUUUUGUUCUAUUUUGUUUUUCCUUAUUUUGUACAUUAAAAUCCUUUUGAAGAGGAUAAAGUGAAUCUGUGUAUUAUUGCAGAAUUUGUAACAGGGGUUGUUUUGUUAGUUAUUUACUUGGUUCCUCAAACAUUUUAUUUGCAUUACGUGGCUGAAUAAAGUACCAUUGCAUGGAG